Messenger RNA from Miscanthus lutarioriparius, 1206 nucleotides. The record is from the annotation of a GenBank genome assembly. Lineage: Eukaryota; Viridiplantae; Streptophyta; Magnoliopsida; Poales; Poaceae.
AUGGCGGCCGCAACUGUCCUGCUGGCAGCCAUACUGGUGCUGUCCCUGUCCUACUGCUGUGCGGCGUCCGCCGCCACCACCGUGACGGCGGCGGCGGAGUCGGACCGCAUCGACAGGCUGCCGGGCCAGCCGCCGGUCAACUUCUCCAUGUACUCGGGCUACGUCACGGUCGACGCCGCCGCGGGGCGGGCGCUCUUCUACUGGCUCAUGGAAGCCUCCGGCGUGCCGGCGCACUCGGCGCCGCUCGUGCUCUGGCUCAAUGGCGGGCCCGGGUGCUCCUCUGUCGGCUACGGCGCUAUGGAGGAGCUCGGCGCCUUCCGCGUCAACCCCGACGGCGAGACGCUCUCCUUGAACCCCUACGCCUGGAACAAAGGCCACUAUGUCCCUCAACUGUCUCAGGUAGUGUACCGAAACAACAAAGGAACCUUAAACUUGAAAGGCUUCAUGGUUGGAAAUGCGGUAACUGACGUUUACCAUGACUACAAGGGCACAUUUGAGUAUUGGUGGACACAUGGGCUUAUCUCCGAUGAAACUUAUGUGAAGUUGUGGGAGGCUUGUAAAUAUGAUGUGUCUGAGCACCCCUCUGAGGAAUGUAAAAAAAUCUUUGAAGUUGCCGAGGCUGAGCAAGGGAAUAUUGAUUCAUACAGCAUCUACACGCCUACUUGUAAUAAGACUUCAUUGCAUAAGCGCAGGCAAAUAAGGGGAAGAAUGCCCUGGUUGCCCAGAGGAUAUGAUCCCUGCACCGAACUGUACUCCACAAACUACUACAACUUACCCGAGGUGCAGGAAGCUUUCCAUGCCAAUGUUACUGGAAUACCAUAUGCGUGGAUAGGCUGCAGUGACCCAAUAUAUGAAUAUUGGAAAGAUUCACCAGGGUCCAUGCUUCCUAUUUACCGUGAACUUAUCUCGGCGGGCCUAGGGAUAUGGGUCUUCAGCGGCGACACAGACUCUGUCGUCCCCCUCACUGCUUCAAGAUACUCCAUUGAUGCGCUAUCUCUACCAACGAUCACAAAGUGGUAUCCUUGGUACUACGACAAAGAGGUUGGUGGAUGGUGCCAAGUGUAUCAGGGUUUGACGCUGGUGACGGUCCGAGGUGCAGGUCAUGAGGUUCCCCUCCACCGUCCACGGCAGGCCCUGAAGCUCUUUGAGCACUUCCUGCGAGACGUGCCCAUGCCCAAGCCUGUUGAGAGUGUCCAGUCAUACUAG